AUGUCCGUAUCAGCCUCGAUUCCCGACACCUCGCUUGGUCUCACCUCCUCCGAGAUCCAGAUCCUCCGCCAGCAACAACAGCUCGCCCUGCAGAGUGGCCAUGUCGGCAAUGGGGGUCCCAGAGGCAGAGGCACCGGGCGAACCAGCAAUUCCAGUUCGCGCGCCACCAGCGCCGCCAGCGCCGCCAGCAGUCAGGGACGAUUACUUCUGGAUCCCAUGAGCUUGCGCGCCCUGUCGCAUCAGUUGGAUGGCUUACAAGAGCAGAUUCGGAGUCGCAUCGACUUUCUGGAGGAGCAGAUGCAACUAUCCAUCCAAAACACCUACGAUCGCGCCGGAAAUGUCAUUCAGAACGCCGACGCCGAAAUCGCCCGCACGCGAGCCAUCCUGGCGUCUGUCGACGACCUGGAGAACGAGCUGGCUAAAAUCGGACAUAUACGAGAAAUCGUGAAAGCGUAUCGCGCGCGGAUCGAAGGUCUCGACCAACGUCUUGACCAAGCCGCCGCCCGUCGCCGACGAUGA
This is a messenger RNA of Aspergillus candidus, 519 nucleotides long. RefSeq lists its product as uncharacterized. Lineage: Eukaryota; Fungi; Ascomycota; Eurotiomycetes; Eurotiales; Aspergillaceae. Gene Ontology annotation, biological process: endosome organization. Gene Ontology annotation, cellular component: BLOC-1 complex. The coding region runs from base 1 to 519 and encodes 172 amino acids. The record is from RefSeq and is a predicted model, not a curated record. The transcript has 2 exons.